UUUUUCCUCAAGUCAGCAAGUGCCUAAAUUUCAAGUGUUUACUUUUAGUCUGUCCCCUAAAAAUUUGUCACUGCUUGAUAUUAUUCCCUUUUUAUCGUUGUCAGAUUGCAUAAAACUGAAAAUAGUUCUUCGUUGGGACUUCAUGGACUAAGAAUUCUAAUAUCCAUAUUGGAUAUUAGAAUUCGAAGGCCUAAUUUAAUUGGAAGAAAUGUCAUCCAAUUUUGAUAAUGAAGUUCUAAUCAACUCUCUUGAAUCAGGUUUUGAAACAAGACUUUUUGACAUUGUUGAUAGAGAUGGGGUAACCAAUAGUGGAAAUCGUGAUGCACCAGGUCAGAGUUGUGUGUACAUACUAUCUGGAAAUCACGAAAAUGAGGGAUACAGAAUUGCAACAUUUGCAAAAUAUCCAGAAAAUAUUCCAGUUUUACCAAUUCAUCUCGCUCGCGCAGGAUUCUAUUAUACAGGGUUUCGAGAUAGAGUGAAAUGUUUCAGUUGUGGCAUAACAGUCGAAAACUGGAUGAUUGGUGAUGACCCAUCUCUGGGAAGUUGGCAUAAGGCAGAUUGCACCAUGGCACGAGGAAAUAACAUACGGAAUGUUGCGUCUGAUUCUGUUUAUCCUAGUUUAAUGAGGCAAAUUUUGGGUCCAAGCAGUAAUUCUCAAAGAAAUAAUAGACACCAGGAACCAUCUCAAUCUGCUCAACCCUGUAGCUUGCAGGGAGCCGAAUCGACCUACAAUGAUGUUACAGAAAGACUUAAUCACGUUAGCCUCGGUAACCAAGUUGCUGAUGCAGUCAAUGUACAGUUUCAGUUUGCUGACAUCGUAGAUCAAGAACAUGGAAGAAUGUUAAGAACACUCAAUUUAUACAAAGAAGAAGAUAGAAGAAAAACUUAUCAAAAAUGGCCGACUUAUCCAGCGCCGUAUUUGUCAAGCACUCUGGCUAAAAAUGGUCUAUUUUAUCUCGGAAAUCUAGACAGAACGCAAUGUUAUUUUUGUGGUGGUGUGCUGAGGAAUUGGGCCGCUAAUGAUGACGUUCAACUUCAACACAGAUCACAUUUUGGCAAUUGCAAAAUGUUUACAAGCAACCAUACUGGAAACAUACCCUUGUCUGAACAAGAAAGACAAAACGCUGAUGCCGCAGAUCGUGUAAGAUUGCAACAAGUUCUCUUGGGAGAUGAUGAUCCAAUACAAGAACCCCCAGAUCUUCUAGCAGAAGAUCAAAGAAGAAUGGCAGCUUUAUACCCUUUGAAUGCUCCCAUUAAUCCGCACAUGCGAACAAUGCAAGCAAGACUCCAAAGCUUUGAUAAUUGGCCUGAAAGAACAAGGGCCACAAAAGAGCAGAUUGCAAAGGCUGGAUUCUUUUACUUGGGUCAGUCUGACAAAACCAAGUGUUUCUAUUGCAACGGUGGAUUACAGAAUUGGGAUCCCAAUGAUGAGCCAUGGACCGAGCAUGCGAAGUGGUUUCCUGGUUGCGCUUUCGUGAUCAGAGAGAAAGGCCAAGAGUUUGUACGGCGACAGUUUGAGCUUCAUCCUAAUUUGAAUCGGCCAACGAUUAGAAAUUCAGUUUCGUACGAUAUUCCUCCUGAUGUUCCACCAACCCAGACAAAUAUCAAUAUUGAAUCUUUACAAGAUAUGGGAUUCCCAACUGAAAGGAUUCAAAGACUAAUGAGAAGAAAAACUGAAAUAGACAGAAGGGGUUACACAGAUGUUCAAGAGCUGAUUGAAGAUCUGCUGGCAGCAGAUUUAUCAAGUCCUGUGGAACAAAAUACAUCAUCCAUGCAAGAAGCUGAAGAACAUCACAGCGCUGCCGUUCAAGGUGCACCAAUGAUUGCUGUUGCAGCAGGUGCAGUUGCAGGACACAAAAGGAACGGAGAUAAUUCGAGUAAUGAGGCAAAAAAGAUAAGAACUCAGUCACCUGUAUCUGCAUCAAGAGAAAUGGCUGAAAAUCUAAGAUUCAUGCAAGAAUCCGACAGAUGUCGAAAUUGUUUGAUGAAUCCAGCGGAUGUUGUAUCAAUACCAUGCGGACAUCUUGGAGCAUGCUCUGAUUGUGCAAGGAAUAUGAAGAGAUGUUUUAUUUGUAAAAUGAAAGUGCAAUCUCAAGUGAAAGUAUUCAGAGCCUGAAUAACUAUAUACUGGGUGGCCAAAAAAACAAAACAGAACACAUACAUUU
Molecule: messenger RNA, 2165 nt
Organism: Styela clava
Lineage: Eukaryota; Metazoa; Chordata; Ascidiacea; Stolidobranchia; Styelidae
Source: RefSeq, a predicted model, not a curated record